UUCUGUGUGUGAGUGUGUGUGUGAGUGUGUGUGUGUGCCUCUCUCUCUCUCUCUCUCUCUCUCUUCCCCCUCUUCCCCCUCCCUUCCCAAGCUCUCUAACAUUAAAGCGAAAAUGCUCCUUUCUGUGCCUCCUCGUGCAGGGAUCGCCACUUUUGGCUACAGCAAGAGCAACAAGAAGCCUUAUGUCUCAGUGGCCCAGCAGAUGGCACCCCCAAGUCCCAGUGGCAGCAGCAACAACAACAGCAGCAGCAGCAGCAGCGGGCCAGGCGGCGGAGGUGGCGGAGGGGACCAGCUGAGCAAAACGAAUCUGUACAUCCGGGGCCUACACCCGGGUACCACAGACCAGGACCUUGUCAAGCUGUGCCAACCAUAUGGCAAAAUUGUCUCCACCAAGGCCAUCCUGGACAAAACGACCAACAAAUGCAAAGGCUAUGGCUUUGUGGAUUUUGAUAGCCCCACAGCGGCCCAGAAGGCAGUGACUGCACUCAAAGCCAGUGGGGUUCAGGCCCAGAUGGCCAAGCAACAGGAGCAGGAUCCCACCAACCUCUACCUGUCAAACCUGCCUCUGGGCAUGGACGAGGCUGAAUUGGAGUCGAUGCUGAAGCCCUUUGGACAAGUCAUCUCCACGCGCAUCCUUCGCGACGCCAGCGGCACCAGCCGGGGGGUCGGCUUUGCCAGGAUGGAGUCUACAGAAAAGUGUGAAGCUAUCAUCACGCACUUCAAUGGCAAAUAUAUCAAAACACCUCCAGGGGUCCCAGCACCUCCAGAUCCAUUGCUUUGCAAAUUUGCUGAUGGCGGCCAGAAGAAGCGCCAGAAUCAGGGCAAAUACGUGCAGAACGGGCGAGCUUGGCCACGGGAGAAUGACACGGGUGGGAUGACCUUGACCUAUGACCCCACAACAGCGCUACAAAAUGGGUUCUACACAACACCCUACAGCCUGGCCCCCAACAGGAUGAUUGCCCAGACUGCGCUCUCUCCUUAUCUCCCGUCACCCGUUUCUUCCUACCAGGUUCACAGCCCGUCAUGGAUGCACCAUCAGUCAUACCUCAUGCCGCCCACGGGCACAGUGCUGACACCUACCAUGGACCAUGCGAUUUCCAUCCAGCCCACUUCCAUGAUGGGGCCCCUAACUCAGCAGCUGGGCCACCUGUCCCUCAGCAGUGCUGGCACAUACAUGCCAGCAGCAGCAGCUAUGCAAGGAGCCUACAUCCCCCAGUACACACCUGUGCCUUCCUCUAGUGUCGCAGUUGAGGAGAACAGUGGCCAGCAGAGCCAUGUGACAGUGGAGUCCCCAUCGGAUCAUGCUGCCUACUCGUACCAGUACAACAAGUAACAACAGCACCAUCGAGCAGCUCAGCUCUGAGCAGUCACUUCGAGGGAGACAACUUUUAUUUUUGUUUAAUUUGUGCUGCGUUUAGAAGAUGGAACCAUUUUUUUUCCUGCAAAGAAAAAAUGAUGUUUUUGUUUUUGUUUUGUGUUUUAAAAAAGGAAAUAACCGCAAUAGACUUUUGACACCGAGGAACCAAAGGAGGUUAGCGUGGGGGUGGAAAGGAUAUGGCCCCCCGACCCUUAGAUGUACAGAUGGACUAAGGACUAUUUUAAUACAAGGAAAACAUUUUUGUGUGUGCGUGUGUUUGCGCAUUAAUUUUCUUGUUAACAGCAAAGUCAAACGCUUUGGAUGCCACAAAAUUCCCCAGAGAAGAACAAUUGUUAUUGUUAUUUUUUUCCUCGCUCUCUUUUUUGGAAAGAUGGCUCUCCAACUCUGGGAGGAAUUUUUUUAUUUUUUAUUUUUUGCUCCUUUGAAUUUGUUUUGUUUUAUUUUCUUUGGUCAUUUAAAAGAUUUUUUAAAGGACAAAUAUGCAAAAGUGUUUGAAUAUUUUUGUUGUUGUUUUAUAAGAAAAAAAAUGCUCUGAGAAAGCCCCACCUCGCAGCUGUUAGG
This is a messenger RNA of Lacerta agilis (Sand lizard), 1939 nucleotides long. It is a transcript of the gene RBMS2, whose product is annotated as RNA binding motif single stranded interacting protein 2. Gene Ontology annotation, molecular function: mRNA 3'-UTR binding; poly(A) binding; poly(U) RNA binding. Gene Ontology annotation, cellular component: ribonucleoprotein complex; nucleus; cytosol. The record is from RefSeq and is a predicted model, not a curated record. Lineage: Eukaryota; Metazoa; Chordata; Lepidosauria; Squamata; Lacertidae. The transcript is spliced from 14 exons. The coding region runs from base 113 to 1333 and encodes 406 amino acids.